This is a messenger RNA of Chenopodium quinoa (quinoa), 2201 nucleotides long. Its product is annotated as light-inducible protein CPRF2-like. Gene Ontology annotation, molecular function: DNA-binding transcription factor activity. The transcript is spliced from 6 exons. Gene Ontology annotation, biological process: regulation of DNA-templated transcription. The record is from RefSeq and is a predicted model, not a curated record. Lineage: Eukaryota; Viridiplantae; Streptophyta; Magnoliopsida; Caryophyllales; Amaranthaceae. The coding region runs from base 340 to 1650 and encodes 436 amino acids.
UAGUAAUCGUACAUACACUUACACACAUAAAUAUAUAUUUUAAAUAAAAAUUUAUUACAUAGCCAUAUAAAAAGAGAGUUGUUCUUGGACGAUUCUCCAUUAGCUUUCCCAAAUAUACCAACAACCCACCCUCUUUCACAAGAAAAACUCAAACUUUAUCAAAUCAAAAACACCCAAAAAAAUCAUACCCUCAUCAUCAUCACAAUCCAGAUAAUACCAAUCCACAUAUAAAAAUCAAAUCUUUACACAAAAAUAUAAAAAAACCCAUUUAAAUAAAAUCAAUUUCUUCCCUCUUUACCCCCAAAAAAGCAAAAAAAUAAAUUAAAAAUAAAUUGAAAAAUGGACAGAGUCUUCUCAGUUGGAGACAUUUCCGACCAAUUCUGGUCACCGCCGCCGCCUCCACCGCCGCCACCCGCCGGCGAAUCAAAGAUGAACAGAAGCGCAUCUGAGUGGGCUUUCGAGAGAUUCUUACAAGAAACUUCACCUAUUUCUGAUUCUUCUUCUUCUAAAUCAAUGGCUGAAAACGACGCCGUUGAGAUCAAAGAUCCCCCUAUUUCUGCUGCUGCUUCUGGUACCGCCGCCACCUCAGUCACCGCCGCAACUACCGCCGAUGUUACUAGUAAAUAUAAUAAUUUGGGUGCGCAAUCGUUGGGGAACGGAACGACGUCGUUGAAUCGUCAAGGAUCGAGUGUUGUUCCUAUUGAUUCUGAUGAUUAUCAUGCUGUUCUUAAGAAUAAACUCAAUUUGGCUUGUGCUGCUGUCGCUUUGACUGGGGCACCCUUUGUUAUGAACCAUAAUUCAGCCGUUGCAGCAGAAAAUGUAAAACAGGGUACAGCUGAUUCACGACCAGCUUCCAUUCCACCAUGUAAAGGGUCGCUAGAUAAGGAUUCAAAGCCUAUUGGAAUUCUCUCCCCUCCCGCCCUGCCCAAGAAACCUGUUGUUCAGGCCAACCAAACCACCAGCUAUGAUUCUGAUCAGUCAGAUGAUGACGAUUUAGAAGGUGAAACUGACAAUAUGGAUCCUGCUGAUGUGAAGCGUGUUCGGAGAAUGCUUUCAAAUAGAGAGUCAGCUAGACGCUCAAGGAGGAGAAAGCAGGCACAUCUGACUGAACUUGAGACACAGGUUUCUCAGCUGAGAGGUGAAAAUUCUUCAUUAUUGAAGCGUCUUACUGACAUAAGCCAAAAAUUCAAUGAUGCUGCUGUGGACAAUAGAGUUUUAAAAGCUGAUGUGGAAACUUUAAGGGCAAAGGUAAAAAUGGCAGAGGAGACUGUGAAAAGAGUUACAGGGAUGAAUCCUUUGCUGCAGGCUAUGUCCGAAAUCACUGCUAUGGGAAUGGGACCCUUUGGUGGGAGUCCUUGCCCUUCUGACUCAGCUGAUGCUGCUGUGCCAGUGCAAGAUGACCCUAAACAAACUCAUUAUUAUCAGCCCGUUGACAAUCCUCUUCCUGCGUCUCAUCCAAGAGCUGACAACGGUGUCACUGACAUUUCUUCUAUUGAUGAUGUGCUGCAAAAUGCUGCAACACAAGUAUUGGGUGGCAGCAAGAUUGCAAGAACUUCUUCCAUGCAAAGAGUUGCCAGCUUAGAGCACCUCCAGAAAAGGAUUCGUGGGGGAAUGGAUCAAGGUAGCCCACAUGGUGGUGCUGAUCAAUAAUCAUGCAACCAAUAACCAUUGUCCUGCAGAUUUCUUCAGAUCCAUUAUUGAUCUGCCAUUGUCAUGUAAAGUAUUGUUAAUUUUUUCCUGUCAUUGCAUAUUGGACCAUGAGGCAUUGAAUUGCCUUUGAAUUGCCAAAUAGCAUGAGCUACGGCGUUGUCUUGCCGUCUAAUCUAUUUCAUUUAUGGAUUAGCAUUACUGAUAGCUUCUUGUAGUUGUAGGAUCUACCUUGUGAUGGCCUUGAGGUUAUAUGAUCGAAAUCUCCUAACUACAGUAAAGGGAUAAGCGUUUCUGCUAAUCUCUUCCCCCUCCCUCCAACGCCCUUGAGGGUCCUAGCUUGCUAAUUUGAGCGUAUUAGUUGACACGUGAGGAAUCUAGUCCAUCUCAUCUACCCAGAAACAAAACAAACAAAAAAAAAAUAGCUAUGAAGUUUAGUAGUAGAUUGAUUCCCUGUUGAUAUUAUGGUCAUUGUUACUGUGGAAAAGAAUUCGUUGAACAGAUUAAACAACCUUCAUUUGCCUUAAUGAGGAGGUUAAUGUUAUUUGCUGAAA